Molecule: messenger RNA, 5547 nt
Organism: Perca flavescens (yellow perch)
Lineage: Eukaryota; Metazoa; Chordata; Actinopteri; Perciformes; Percidae
Gene: abcb9
Product: ATP-binding cassette, sub-family B (MDR/TAP), member 9
Exons: 23
Coding region: 1-4854 (1617 amino acids)
Biological process (GO): peptide transport; transmembrane transport
Cellular component (GO): lysosomal membrane
Molecular function (GO): ABC-type oligopeptide transporter activity; ABC-type peptide transporter activity; ATP binding
Source: RefSeq, a predicted model, not a curated record
AUGGGCAUCAGAGUAGCUGUGAGCUGCACUGUGUUGUAUACCCUACUGGACGUGGUUGUCACCACUGUCAUAUACACACACCGAUCACACUUGAGCAUAUUCAGAAAUGAUGCCCUGAACUUUAACAUCCUCCAGUCAGCAUUGGACCUCUGGGGGACUGUGCUGCUCAGAGCCUCCCUCCUGCUAGGAGCCUCCAUAGGGGUGUCAUGGAAUAGAAAAGACGGCCCACCGAGGGUCGCAAAACUCACCACCCUCAUUGUCCUCACCUGCCUGAUCGUCGCCACCUACGCCCUGGCCAAGAUGCUGAUACUGAGCGAGCUGGGGCCUCUGAGCCACCAGCCCUGGAUCCUGAGCCUGAUAUGUUGGACUUGUGCCUCUUCUCUGGGUGUCCUGCUGCUCUGGAGACUGCUGGGGAGGGAGUCCAACUCGGCCAGCAGUCACUACAACAGCAGCAGCAGCAGCGGUGGAGGAAAAGGGGCCUCCCAGGACACUGACAAGCUGAUGGAGACAGCUGGUGAGGAGGAGCAAGAGGAGGAGGAGGGAAGCCAGGAGAAGGAGAAGACCAGCUCUGGGGCUACACUGGGACGUCUGCUGCUCUACUGCAGAAAGGAUGGUGGGCUGCUCUCUGUAGCCGUCCUCUUUCUCAUCAUCUCAGCUGUGUGUGAGGCUUUCAUACCGUACUACUAUGGGAAAGCAAUUGAUAGCAUUGUGGUUGACCAGAGCAUGGUGCACUUUGCUAAGCCUGUGAUCACACUGUCAGUGCUGGCCUUUGUCAGUUCCCUUGGAAUGGGAGUACAUGGAGGAGUCUUCACUCUGACGAUAGCUAAAUUAAACCUUCGGCUUAGGAACCAUCUCUUCAGAACUCUUAUGAGGCAGGAAAUUGGCUUUUUUGAUGAAAACCAUACAGGUGACAUCAUUUCACGUCUGUCAGCUGACACCACCCAGAUGAGUGACCUCCUUUCCCUGAAUAUCAACAUCUUCCUGCAAAGCACCAUCAAGGGCAUUGGCAUCUUCAUCUUCAUGUUUGGGAUGUCCUGGAAGCUCACACUGGUGGCCAUCAUGGGAUUUCCUUUCAUUGCCAUUGUCUCUGAACUUUAUGGCAAUUACUACAAGAAAUUGACCAAAGAGGUGCAAACAAUCCUUGCAGAUGCCAAUAAAGUUGCAGAGGAAACCAUUUCAUCCAUGAGGACAGUACGGAGCUUUGCCAACGAAUGUGGGGAGGCCGAGUCCUACUAUGGCAAGCUUUUGGUCAUGUUCCAGCUCAACAAAAAACAAGCCCUGGCCUAUGCUGGCUACAUGUGGUCCAGUAAUAUCUCAGAGCUUGCUUUAGAGGUUGUUAUCCUCUACUAUGGCGGCCACCUUGUAAUAACUGGUCAGAUGAGUAGUGGUGCCUUGAUAUCUUUUUUCAUAUACUUGCUUGAACAGGGAGAAUGUCUUCAGAAUAUUGCAUCAGUGUACACAGGCCUCAUGCAGGGAGUUGGAGCUGCUGAGAAGGUUUUUGAGUACCUGGACAGGAAACCCAAACACCCAGCUGAUGGCACAGAGGCUCCAGACACAUGCACCGGUGUGGUGGAAUUUAAAGACAUCAAGUUUGCCUAUCCAACACGCCCUGACACUGAAAUUCUCAAGGGAGUGUCAUUCACUUUGCGGCCUGGGGAGGUGACCGCCCUCGUGGGUCCUUCAGGCAGUGGAAAGAGCUCCUGCGUGAGUCUGCUGGAAAACUUCUACCUUCCUCAGCAAGGCCAAGUGCUGCUGGAUGGAAAGCCCAUUCACACCUUCCGGCACGACUACCUCCACUCCAAGGUAGCUCUUGUGGGCCAAGAGCCUGUGCUGUUUGCCCGGACGGUCGAGGAGAACAUCACCUAUGGCCUGACUGACGUCCCAAUGGAGACUGUGGUGCAGGCUGCCAUCAAGUCGAAUGCUCACGAUUUUAUCACCUCCCUCCCUACAGGCUAUGGAACAAAUGUUGGAGAGAAAGGCACCCAGUUGUCAGGGGGGCAGAAACAAAGGGUGGCCAUUGCAAGAGCUCUCAUCCGCAACCCUCGUGUUCUUAUCCUGGACGAGGCGACCAGUGCCCUAGAUGCAGAGAGUGAACACAUUGUUCAGAAGGCUCUAAACAACAUCAUGCAGGAGCGCACGGUGUUGGUGAUCGCCCAUCAGCUCAGCACUGUGGAGAAGGCAGACAACAUCAUUGUGAUCGACGGGGGCCAUGUGGCUGAACAAGGCUCUCACAGUCAGCUGAUGGCCAGUGGGGGGCUAUACUACAAGCUGGUGCAGAGGCAGGUCCUGGGCAUCGAGACAGGGGCGGAGGUCCUCAACAAAUCCGAAAAACUCAGCUGGAAGUCUAAUGGUGGAAGGCAGCGGAGAAGGCAAAGCAUCAGUGGCAGAAUAACUAUCUUAAUAAGCAGCAUGGGCAUCAGAGUAGCUGUGAGCUGCACUGUGUUGUAUACCCUACUGGACGUGGUUGUCACCACUGUCAUAUACACACACGGAUCACACUUGAGCAUAUUCAGAAAUGAUGCCCUGAACUUUAACAUCCUCCAGUCAGCAUUGGACCUCUGGGGGACUGUGCUGCUCAGAGCCUCCCUCCUGCUAGGAGCCUCCAUAGGGGUGUCAUGGAAUAGAAAAGACGGCCCACCGAGGGUCGCAAAACUCACCACCCUCAUUGUCCUCACCUGCCUGAUCGUUGCCACCUACGCCCUGGCCAAGAUGCUGAUACUGAGCGAGCUGGGGCCUCUGAGCCACCAGCCCUGGAUCCUGAGCCUGAUAUGUUGGACUUGUGCCUCUUCUCUGGGUGUCCUGCUGCUCUGGAGACUGCUGGGGAGGGAGUCCAACUCGGCCAGCAGUCACUACAACAGCAGCAGCAGCAGCGGUGGAGGAGAAGGGGCCUCCCAGGACACUGACAAGCUGAUGGAGACAGCUGGUGAGGAGGAGCAAGAGGUGGGGUUUGAGAGGAGGAAGAAGGAAAAAGAGGAGGAGGGAAGCCAGGAGAAGGAGAAGACCAGCUCUGGGGCUACACUGGGACGUCUGCUGCUCUACUGCAGAAAGGAUGGUGGGCUGCUCUCUGUAGCCGUCCUCUUUCUCAUCAUCUCAGCUGUGUGUGAGGCCUUCAUACCGUACUACUAUGGGAAAGCAAUUGAUAGCAUUGUGGUUGACCAGAGCAUGGAGCACUUCGCUAAGCCUGUGAUCACACUGUCAGUGCUGGCCUUUGCCAGUUCCCUUGCAAUGGGAGUACGUGGAGGAGUCUUCACUCUGACGAUAGCAAAAUUAAACCUUCGGCUUAGGAACCAUCUCUUCAGAACUCUUAUGAGGCAGGAAAUUGGCUUUUUUGAUGAAAACCAUACAGGUGACAUCAUUUCCCGUCUGUCAGCUGACACCACCCAAGUGAGUGACCUCCUUUCCCUGAAUAUCAACAUCUUCCUGCGGAGCACCAUCAAGGGCAUUGGCGUCUUCAUCUUCAUGUUUGGGAUGUCCUGGAAGCUCACACUGGUGGCCAUCAUGGGAUUUCCUUUCAUUGCCGUUGUCUCUAAACUUUAUGGCAAUUACUACAAGAAAUUGACCAAAGAGGUGCAAACAAUCCUUGCAGAUGCCAAUAAAGUUGCAGAGGAAACCAUUUCAUCCAUGAGGACAGUACGGAGCUUUGCCAACGAAUGUGGGGAGGCCGAGUCCUACUAUGGCAAGCUUUUGGUCAUGUUCCAGCUCAACAAAAAACAAGCCCUGGCCUAUGCUGGCUACAUGUGGUCCAGUAAUAUCUCAGAGCUUGCUUUAGAGGUUGCUAUCCUCUACUAUGGCGGCCACCUUGUAAUAACCGGUCAGAUGAGUAGUGGUGCCUUGAUAUCUUUUUUCAUAUACAUGCUCGAACUGGGAGAAUGUCUUCAGAAUAUUGCAUCGGUGUACACAGGCCUCAUGCAGGGAGUUGGAGCUGCUGAGAAGGUUUUCGAGUACCUGGACAGGAAACCCAAACACCCAGCUGAUGGCACAGAGGCUCCAGACACAUGCACCGGUGUGGUGGAAUUUAAAGACAUCAAGUUUGCCUAUCCAACACGCCCUGAGACUGAAAUUCUCAAGGGAGUGUCAUUCACUUUGCGGCCUGGGGAGGUGACCGCCCUCGUGGGUCCUUCAGGCAGUGGAAAGAGCUCCUGCGUGAGUCUGCUGGAAAACUUCUACCUUCCUCAGCAAGGCCAAGUGCUGCUGGAUGGAAAGCCCAUUCACACCUUCCAGCAUGACUACCUCCACUCCAAGGUAGCUCUUGUGGGCCAAGAGCCUGUGCUGUUUGCCCGGACGGUCGAGGAGAACAUCACCUAUGGCCUGACUGACAUCCCAAUGGAGACUGUGGUGCAGGCUGCAAUCAAGGCGAAUGCUCAUGAUUUUAUCACCUCCCUCCCUACAGGCUAUGGAACAAAUGUUGGAGAGAAAGGCACCCAGUUGUCAGGGGGGCAGAAACAAAGGGUGGCCAUUGCAAGAGCUCUCAUCCGCAACCCUCGUGUUCUUAUCCUGGACGAGGCGACCAGCGCCCUAGAUUCAGAGAGUGAACACAUUGUUCAGAAGGCUCUAAACAACAUCAUGCAGGAGCGCACGGUGUUGGUGAUCGCCCAUCGGCUCAGCACUGUGGAGAAGGCAGACAACAUCAUUGUGAUCGACAAGGGCCAUGUGGCUGAACAGGGGUCUCACAGUCAGCUGAUGGCCAGUGGGGGGCUAUACUACAAGCUGGUGCAGAGGCAGGUCCUGGGCAUCGAGACAGGGGCGGAGGUCCUCAACAAAUCCAAAAAACUCAACUGGAAGUCUAAUGGUGGAAGGCAGAGGAGAAGCCAAAGCAGCAGUGGCAGUGAGUCUGAACACAAUUUGCGCUACUGAGCAUGAACUGCAGGGUGUGGUAAUGGAAUUGGACUGUUGGAAGGGUUGAUUAUUUCUGGAUAUUCUGGGAUUCAAACCAUAUGUACUGUAGAAACUAUUUUGUGCAGUAAUUCACAAGUGUAAAGUUCCCUCACUGAAAUCCAGGAACGUGAUAUAUUUUAUUGUAAUUUGAUCAUGUCAGAAUCCGGUCAGGUUGAGAUCCACUUAUAGACAAACUGAGAGGUAUUAUGAAGUAAAAAAUAUAGUUGAAUGUCUUAGAACAUAUCAUAGAGCAGUGAUUCCCAACCAGGGGUACUUGUACCAAGGUAGAGACGUUCUGAUACCAUGUCCUUCCCGAUACUGAUUUCGAUACCCAAAUUGAACCUCGCUGAUACCGCGUACCAAUCCGAUACCAGUGUGUUAACAAUUAUAUAUAUACUUUUAUAUAAAGUAUUGCUGUCAAAAAUGUUUGGGAAUUUCCGCCUUUUAUUACCAGGAUAGCUUAGAUAUGAAAGGGGAGAGAGAUGGGGAAGACAUGCAUGAAAUUGCCACAGGAUUCGAACGCAUGUUCUGUGAUGUCGCUCCAUAGUUUGGGAAAUCAGGAAGCUGUAGCAGUAACGAUGGUGAAAGUGUUGCCAACUUGGUGACUUUCUCGCUAGAUUUAGCAACUUAUAAAUAUAUUCAAAUUAGGUCUGUCAAAAUUAACGCAUUAAA